CAAUCUAAAAUCCAAAAAAACACACGAAUCCCUAAAACUAAAGGCCAAUUUGGAUAUCCAGUGUCUACUCAGCAUCACCCAUCACCCACCAUUUUUUAUAUUCAUUCUUAUUCUUUAUUACUCAUAAUAAUUAAAUUAAAUCUAAAUAUUAUUCUAAUCUCAACAACAACAACACAAUCUUUUUCAGAUUCAAAACCAUCACUGUUAUUUUUGGAUUGACCAUAAAAAAAAAAAGCUUCAAACUUUUGAAUUUCUCAGCUGAAAUUCACGUGUUUCGCUUACUGGGUCAAUCUCAUCUCAUCGCUAUGCGUGGAGUUGAAGGUUGUGCCGUACGAGGCGGUAACAUCUACUGGGGAAGAAAACAUGACACUGAUUUCAAAGGAAUCGUUGUAAUCUUUGCUUGGGUUUCAGUUCCACAAAACCUGUUACGAGAAUUCGUUGACCUUUACUCUUCUUUGGGUUGGAAUUCUCUUGUUUGUUAUGCUCAUUAUCUAUCCGCGUUCAAUGAGGAAAGUGCAGUGCCAUUGGCAUUUUAUGUUUUUGAUGAACUUAUCGAGGUGCUAAGGACCAGGCCAUGUCCUGUUGUGUUUGCUUCUUUUUCUGCUGGGUCGAAAGCUUGUCUGUACAAAUUAUUUCAGCUUAGUGAAGGAAGAUGCACAGCUCCACUCAACUUGCAUGACUGUCAAUUGUUUAGGAACUGUGUUUCUGGACAUAUAUAUGAUUCUGGUCCACUAGAUGUUACAAGUGAUUUUGGCUUCCGCUUUUCUCUACACCCUUCCAUUGCAAAAGUGCCCGGACCAUCAAAGCUUGUUUCUUGGGUAGCAAAGUCUGUUGCAUCUGGUUUGGAUGCUUUAUACUUGACUAGAUUUGAAUCUCAAUCAGCUGAUCAUUGGCAGGCUUUAUAUUCUUCUGUUAAUUUUGGGGCUCCAUUUCUCAUUUUAUGUUCGGAGAAUGAUGAACUUGUGAGAUAUCAAAGUAUCUAUGAUUUUGCUCAACGAUUACGCAAUCUCAACGCUGAUGUCAAUCUUGUAAAUCUGAGAAGCUCAUCUCACGUUGGUCAUUAUGAACAUCAUCCAAUCCAAUACAGAGCUGCUGUGAGCCAUUUAUUGGAGAAGGCCGUGUCAACGUAUUCACGAAAAGUGAUACUUGAACAAGAAAGGACUGGUAUCGAUGGUAUGCACGACGAGAUAUCUGAGUUAAUCUGUGACCUGCAGAAAGUUGCAAUUAAUUCAAAUGAGAGUUUUAGAAGAGUUGCAGUGGGACCAAGUGACCACUUCUUUUUGCCUAGUUCAGCAGGACAUAACAACAAUGAUAGAGAAUCUGUGAUUCCACGGGACGAACAGAAAGAAGAACCUGUUUGUGCUCCCAGCUUCCCAAGCAUCAGCGCUCAUAGUGUCCUUGGGCAAUUUCUUUUUGACGUUUGUGUUCCAAAGAAUGUUGAAGGUUGGGAUGAUGUGAAAUUUUGUGGGAAUCGAAAUGGGAGGUCACGUGUGUCACCUUUUAGAGGAAUUAAACGCAUUGGUCGCUCUAGGUUAUGAAUGUGCUCUCUUAAAUCUGACUUGAGAAGAUACUUUGUGGUAAUUUUGUUUGAAGCAUCGUGAAUUUUACGAGACAAAGGAGGAUAUGAAUAUGAUAGAUUUUGGUGCAACAGUGGGCCGGCCGUUGUAUCGUAUCUGGCAGUGCAAUGGUUGCGGUGAUUCAACUAUCGGUUCUGUAGUUGAAUGUGAAGAUUGAUAUGGAUAAAGAUCGUUUGAGUUCCAUCAGAUUUGAUUGCCGUAGAUAUAAACAGGUGAUCAUAAGUUAUAAUUGUUGUCACUCAGGAAGGGGAGUGGUUGAUUACUUACUGUUAGAAAUAAACUGGGUGAUGUUUGACUAAGGUAACUACUCCAUAGGUAAUAUAAUUGUUUGAAAUGGAAAAAGAUAUACUGAGAUAUUUAUAAUUUUCUUUUUGACAAUUCUGAGGUGAGGUAUAUAUAUAGUUAGAACAUGAAAAUCUUUGUGUCUGUAUAUAUCUGUGGGAAUAAAUAGGCCAUGUUUAAGGCUUAAAAAUUGUAAAUUAGACAUGUCUAACAUGUAAGAAAAGCAGAAUAUUCCGGUGUUUUACUUUGUUUG
Messenger RNA from Medicago truncatula (barrel medic), 2112 nucleotides. RefSeq lists its product as uncharacterized. The record is from RefSeq and is a predicted model, not a curated record. Bases 306 to 1538 code for a protein of 410 amino acids. The transcript is spliced from 7 exons. Lineage: Eukaryota; Viridiplantae; Streptophyta; Magnoliopsida; Fabales; Fabaceae.